AUGGAGCUGACGGAGGCCGAUAUCGCGGAUGACGUGCCCAACAGCUCCCGACAGCUCAGCAGUUGGCUGCGGCGCACGCGGCAGAACAAGAUCCGCAAGGUGGUACGAGAGGUGUACCUGCGGGAUGACAUCAGCCCCGAAGCCUUCGAGGGGGCGGAUCAAGUUUUAAUCCUCGACACCAACAUCGUGUUGCAUCAGAUCGAUCUGAUCGCAGAAGAUGAGUGUGUGAACCACGUGGUGGUGCCCUACACCGUUCUGCAAGAGGUGAGACAUCGCAACAUGGGAAUCUACUCCCGGCUGCGGGCCCUUUGUCGCGUGGAGACAGGCGAUGCUCGAGAGGAUCAGGUGGCCGAGGAGGAGUUGAACGAAGAACCUGCGCCCGCGGGCAAUGCGAAGCGGGGCAGUGGAGACCGAGAAAAGGCUCGGGACAUGGCUUCAGCCCGCAAUGCCCGGAAGUUCUACGUCUUCCCGAAUGAAUUCUUUCGUGAGACCUACGUUGAGCGGCUCCCCCAGGAGUCGCAGAACGAUCGGAACGACCGGGCCAUUCGGCGGGUGGCCCAUUGGUACCGGCGCCAUAUCGUGGGUCCUGAAGUGGUGCUUUUGACGGACGACAAGGCGUGCCAGGGCAAGGCCACCUCAGAUGGGCUCUUGGCGCUGCGGGCCGCGGAGUUUGUGGCGAAGAUGCGGAAGAAGUUUCCAGAGGCCGGCGAGAAACUGGCGCUGAGGGAUGAGGAAGAGGAUGGAGAGCCUGAGAAGUCCACCCCCAGCGCCACGCCCCGGUCCCAUCCCCAGAAGCGGAAGAGUUUCGUCAGCGCGACGGAUGGAUCGGUGUAUCCAGCUCAUUUGAAAGGAAGUGAGGUGGAACAAGGUCUGAAAGAGAGGAGACUUUUUCAGGGUAUGUUGAGAAUGCACAUGAAUACCUGCAUGCACGGUUCGGUGACCUGUGCUGGGACUGAGGAGAUUGAGGUUUCAGGGCGCUUGGCUCUCAACAGGGCCAUCGAUGGUGACAUCGUGGUGGUGGAGAAGUUGGAGGACGCGGAGGCCCUGGAGCGUGCCGACAAACGCCUGCGCCGCGAGCUGCCGGACCCGGACUUCGGGAAGAGCGACGCGCAGCCCUCCACCACGGAUACCAUCAAGGAGAAUGCCACUGCGACCACGGCGGGGGAUCGCCCCAAGGGUCGCGUGGUGGGGAUUUUGAAGCGCAACUGGCGCGAGUACUGCGGGAGCCUGAGACCGUUGCAGGCUGAGAGGCAGCGUGAAUCGGGUCCCGGAGUCUACAACAAGUCAGAUCGGGUCUUCAUCCCUACGGAUUCCAGAUUGCCAAAUAUCAUGAUCCAAACACGGCACUCCACCAACCUGGAGAAUAAGCGCAUCGUGGUUGUUUUGGAUGGCUGGGAUCGAUUCAGUCACUACCCUUCUGGACAUUGGACCAAAAUCCUGGGUGACGUUGGAGAUCGGAAUGUGGAAAGCAUGGUCAUUCUCCAUGAGCACGGCGUCAUCACGCGCGAGUUCAGCGAGUCGGUCUACCGCUGCCUGCCCCCGGCGCACUGGCAGCCCGGGCCGGCGGAUCUGAAGGGUCGAACCGACCUGCGGGACAUUUGCAUUUGCUCGGUGGACCCUCCGGGAUGCAAAGAUAUCGACGAUGCGGUCUCCUGUGAGCCACUGCCCAAUGGCAACUUUCGAGUCGGCGUCCACAUCGCAGAUGUGACCCACUUCGUCCACCCUGACACCGCCAUCGACCGUGAGGCUGCAGAACGCUGCACCACGGUUUACCUGGUGGAGCGACGAACUGACAUGCUUCCAGGUCUGUUGACCACCGACAUUUGUUCCCUCCGCGGCAAGGUGGAACGCUUGACCUUCACCGUGCUCUGGGAAAUGACGCCCGAAGCAGAGGUGGUGGACACGAGCUUCUGCAAGGCCAUCAUCAAAUCGCGGGAGGCCUUGUCCUACGGCGAGGCGCAGGCGAGGAUCGAUGAUCCCAAGGACAACUCCGAAAUCACCACAUGUCUGAGGAAUCUGCUGAAGUUGACGCGGCAGAUCCGCGCGCGGCGCGUGGACAACGGCGCCCUGGAGCUGGCUUCGCAGGAGGUCCGCUUCGAGUUGGACAGUGAGACGCAAGAUCCCACGGAUGUGGCGGAGUAUCAACAGCGCGAGACCAAUAAACUCAUUGAGGUCAGCUGGAAGAGGCCCAUGGCCCAAGCAGAAACCGCGCUGCUUCGAGCCAUGGAGAGACUGCACGGGAUCUUGCGGGACAGGGGCUACAUCAACAUCAACGCGCUGCUCUUUGACGACUACGAGCUGUUGGAUGUCUAUGGCCCCAUGGAACUCCUCGCUGGCUGUACGGUGAUGCCAAUUCGCGAGUCGAAAGGCAAGCUUCGGAUCACAUUUCUGUCGGCAACAGAGAGCAAGACGGCGAAACCCAGGGAUGGUGUGCUCACCAUGACCGAUGCUUCACUGGCUGAUGCUUCUCCUGCUGAUGUUCUCUUUGUGCCUGGUGGUUUGGGAACUCGCGCCUUGCAACACGACGCAGCCUUCAUCUCCCGCUUGGGGGAGCUGGCGCGCAGUGCCUGCGUGGUGCUGACGGUGUGCACCGGAUCGCUACUGCUGGCAGCUACGAAGCUGUUGGACGGGCUGAAGGCGACGACCAACAAGGGGGCCUUUGAUGAGAUUGCCUCGCAGUACCCAAGUGUACAAUGGCAGCGCUCGGCCAGAUGGUGCGUGGAUGGAAAGUUUUAUACUUCAUCAGGCGUGGCCGCAGGGACCGAUUUGGCGCAUUUCUUUCUGCGGGAGCUCUUCGGGACCAAGGUAGCGAAGAUGGCGUCGACCUUCGCAGAGUAUCAGUACUCGGAAGACCCGGAGAACGAUCCCUUUGCGGCGCCGCAGAAAUCUUUUGCCCUGAAGAACGCAACGGGGAAGACCCUGCGGUUGGUCUUCGUGGCAUAUGAUCAGUUUGAGAUGUUGGACAGUUUCGGGCCGCUGGAGAUGUUCGCCGUGGCCAAUCGCCUGUUGGUACGCCAGGGGGAACGGCCCUGCUUCGAAGUGAUGAGUCUGGCGGAGGAUGCGGUGACGAAAUCCUUUGGUGGACCAUACUUCCGGAUGGAUCAGACUCUGUCCUCUGUUGCAACUUCUUCGGAGAAGAUCGAUUUGCUCCUGCUACCUGGAGGGAUUGGAACCAUCCGAGAGAUCCACAAUCCCGUCUUUCGAGAAGCCAUUGGAAAGUUAGUGAGUCGCUCUGAGCGUGUCAUGACCGUGUGCACUGGCAGCGCCAUCGUGGCGUCCUGUGGGCUGUUGGAUGGGCGCAAAGCCACGACCAACAAACUCGCCUUUGAUCUGAUGUCGCUCUACGGCCCCAAAGUUCACUGGAUCCCCAGCGCUCGCUGGGUGGCAGAUGGGCCGUUCUACACCUCCAGCGGCGUGUCCGCGGGCACCGAUCUAUCCCUGGUGCUUCUCCGUGAGAUGUUUGGCAGCGAUUUGGCCGAUGCCACGGCCAGGCAGGCGGAGUACCAAUGGGACCUGGCCGAUGAUGGGACAUCGGAUCCCUUCAGCCAUACCAUUCCGAAGCAAACUUGGGGUCAGGUCAUCUUUACGCGAGUGCAGAAGGCGGUGGCCAGCUUCGUGUUCUGCUUCGGCUUCGCCUUGGGCUACAAGAUGCAAAUCACGCGGUAUUGUUGCACCCCUUUGUUGGUUGGACACUUGCGUGCUAGAAUUCUAGGUGACAUCGAUUUCAGACGAGCAGGCUAUACCCCCUUUGCUGGUGGGACACCUGCGCGGCAGAUCUAUGGUGACAUCGAUUUCAGACGAGAGCUGAUGUUGCUGGCGAAUCAGGCUGUGGCGACGAAGAUCCUCAACACCUUUCCGAUGUUCGGAGUCCUGCGGAGACAUCCACCCCCGAAGGAUGAGCAGCUGAAGUCCCUUCAGAAUCUCCUUGCGAAGCACGGUCUCAAUGAUUUCAAGUUUGGGAACAACAAGGAAUUGUCGGAAUCCUUGCAGAAAGCCGUGAAGGCCGAGGAUCCUUUCUUCAACACCUUGGUACGGAUCAUGACAACGAGGUGCAUGAAUCAGGCGGUCUAUUUCUGCACGGGGGAAUUACAGCCUGCGCUUUAUGCGCAUUAUGGGCUUGCCAUGGAGCGUUACACCCAUUUCACUUCGCCCAUCCGUCGCUACGCGGACGUCCUGGUGCACCGCUUGCUGGCGGCGGCCCUGGGCAUCGCCACGUUGCCGGAGCAGCUCCAGUCCAAGGCGACCAUCGCUGAGCAGUGCGAGAAAAUUAACGUGAAGCAUCGGAGUUCGCAGUUUGCCAGCAGAGCCUCAGCAGAUCUUCAUACCUUCAUGUUCUUCAACAAGAAGGGUCAACAAUCUGCGGAAGCCGUGGUGACUCGCAUCCGACGUUCAGGGAUGCAGGUCAACGUUCCUCGCUAUGGCAUUGAGGGUGUGGUCGCGAUGCCUGAGGAGGACUGGGAAGUGCGAGAAGAGGAGCAGUACAUCCAGAGCAAAAAGGAGGCGGGGCGCAUUGAAAUUUUCGCCCACAUCAUGGUUUCGAUCGAAGCAGACAACUCAGACUUCAGGAAUCGCACCAACAUCCGCUUUGAACGUCUCAUCAAGGAUGGUGAGCGUGAGAAGUACAAAGAGGUGGAGGAGUCACGAAAGCAGGUCCAGAAGGAGCUGCGGGAGAUGGGCGAGUUGGAACAGGGCUUUUUGAAAAUUCCUCAGGAGAUGUUCCCCGACCUGUGCCUCGGACGAGGGCUGGGCGCUGGAGCGGGAAGCCAAUUGAAGAUCGCGGCUGAGCGCCGCGCUGCGCUGGAAAAAGAUGCCCACGAGCGGCAACUGCCUGGUGAACGCCAGAGUUUUGCCGAAGAUGAAGAACUCUUGGCACGCCUGGGUGACUUGUGCUGGCGCUCAGUGUGGAAAGAAGGCAAGCAGAUGGUUUGCGGGAAUUUUUAUCUGGCGGUGUUGGAGCACCAUCUGGCUCGCUUGGCGGGCUUCGCCGCUGAAGGUGCUGGAGAUGGCAGCAUGAGGUUGCAGAAAGAAGCUCCUGCGCCACAAGUGGUUGCAGCACACGAGGAAGCUGCAGCAGCGUGCUUGAAGCUGGCUCGAAACUUGGCGGUGGGCAACCCGGAGAUCCAGGGCCGCUGGUGGCGCCGCGGCUUGGUAGAACGCCUGGCGGUGCAGGCCAGGUGCGAUCUGGCAGCGCCCAGCGGUGAGCGGUCUGCAGCGUGGUGUGAGGCGGUGCCUAGUUUUAUGGCGAACGUCCUGGCGAACAACCCGGAGUUGAGGGCUGAGGCGCUGGAAGCCUUGUGGCCCCAUGGCCUUUGUGCUGUGCUGGCGAUGUGUUGGCGGCGUCCCGACCAUGGCUUCCUGCUGCUGCAGAACCUCUUCUCCGGAGGUCAUCGACGCUUGGGCCAAGAUGGCUGUGUGCUGGGGCCCCGGCCUUCAACUGCAGGGGUUGACCCCUUCACCCACGCCUUCCGUUGCGUUCCACGGGGCCUUCAUCGAAACGGGGCCAUGGCUGCUGCGGCCUGGCCAUUCGGCCGCUGGCAGCGCCUGGCAUCGUUGCUCCCGAGCGGCUGGUUGAAACUCUGCGGUCUCGGAGUGCUGCUGAGUUUCUGCUGGCGCUGGCGGAUCUGGCGGCGGGUCUUGAAGCUGAGAUGGCGCCUGAGUCGCGCUUCACGGCCCUCCGCCAUUGUUGCGCAGCAUGCGCAGCGUGACCCGGAGAUGGUGACGUUGGAGUCGGGUGACAUCGACCCGACAACAGUGGCAGUGCCGCCUGCCACGGCUUCAAGGGGCAUGGAGCUGCGACCGCCGACCGUGUCGUCGGUGUCGCCCUCGCCACCGCCCGCCCCGGCGCCGGCGCCGCCGGCGUCGGACGUGGCGGCCGCGGUGAAGGCGGCGCCGCGGCCCAGGGCCGAAUCGGGAUUGGCGCGGGGGUUCUUCAACAAGCCGGCCAAGAAGGCGAAGAAAACCCCUGAGCCGCCGGCGACGGCCGAAACCGUGAAGCCUUCCACUGCGGAAACGCUGGAAGCACGUCAGGCGGCGGCCAAGGAUGCUGUCUUACGCGAACAGGAGGCUGGCGUUCGCUUCUUCCACAGCUGCGCAUUCCGCGAAGCGAAAACGAGCUUCGACUGCAUGCGGCGUUUGGCUUCGGACGCCCAGCUGGGCAAGGAGGAGGGGCAAGCGUAUCGCUUACUGGCCAAUUGCCUAGACAAGCUGAAUGCGCCGGAAGAGGAGAUUGAUGCUGCCUACAAGCAGGCCAUGAAACUGGCACAUCAGCACGACGACAUGCAGUUGUCCUUCAACGUGCUAACGGGUAUGGGCUCCCACGAGGUGAAACAGGAGCACCUUGAUGAAGCGGAACAUUUGUAUUUCCAGUCCUUGAUGUUGGCCAAGCGGGUCUUGUCCCCUCACGAAGAAGCCAUCGCCGAAGGCAAUUUGGGCAUGUGCCUUGGACAGAUGGAAGGACGACGUGCCGAAUCCCUGGAGCACUUCCGCAAGGCCCUGAAGCUGCAGGAUGGGAGUAACACCCACAGCACUGUGACCCUUCUAGCCAACUACGCCUCGGCACUCUGUGCAGAUGACAGGUAUGAGGAGGCUCAGAAGGAGUAUGAGGAGGCGCUGACCUUGGCGCGAAAGAUUGGGGACCGACGUGUGGAGGUGAAUAUCCUGACGAACUUGGCCAAUCUCUGCGAACACGUCCUGUCGCUCCCGGAGAAAGCGUCCCUCUAUCGGAAGGCGCUGAAAGGACAUGGACUGGCGGACGGUGACGCUGGCGUCGCCGCGGCGGAUCUUUGCGCCAUUUGCUUGGAGAACUUGGAAGAUGGUCGGCCACAGAUUGUCUUGGGAUGUAACCACAUCUACCACAGCGAGUGCUUCGAAGGUGUGCUUAGCAGUGAGUCGGAGAGUCGCAGCAAAUGCCCGCAGUGCCGCAACUCGCACUCACGCUUUGCAGCAGCUUAG
Molecule: messenger RNA, 6951 nt
Organism: Cladocopium goreaui
Lineage: Eukaryota; Dinophyceae; Suessiales; Symbiodiniaceae
Source: the annotation of a GenBank genome assembly